Vitis vinifera (wine grape) is the source of this 512-nucleotide messenger RNA. RefSeq lists its product as uncharacterized. Bases 56 to 322 code for a protein of 88 amino acids. The transcript has 2 exons. NCBI's taxonomy places the organism in Eukaryota, Viridiplantae, Streptophyta, Magnoliopsida, Vitales, Vitaceae. The record is from RefSeq and is a predicted model, not a curated record.
ACAUCCCAGACAUUACAGAGGCUGAAGCAGAAGCCAAAGUGGGAGACAAACCAGAAUGGAAAGAGCGGGCGAGGAAGGGAGAGAAGAGAAGCUAUGCAAAAGGUGCCAACAGAUGUACAGUCCCUCUUCGAACGACUCUUCUUCAUGCCGCUUUCACCCUUCCUUCUUCGUCUGCCGUCGCCAUGACGACCAGAAGAGGUACUACGAAUUGGGACCAAACGAUCCUCCCUAUGCUGCCAAGUUCUAUGACUGCUGUGGGGCUGAGGACCCUGAGGCGUCUGGGUGCACCACCAGUUUCCAUGUCUCUUAUGAUGACGAUUAAUGGAGUACCGAUACUGACUACCUCUCUUCCUUGUGUCACCUCAAAUCUUAACUAGAGAUAAAGUAUGUACAAACUUACAUCCAUCUUCGUUACUUGUUUUCAUCUUCAAAUCAGUUUUCUGUCUACAAUUAUGUCGUACAAGUACCUGAUGUUUAUCCUUGAUCUUAAUACUCGGUAUUCUUUGUGAUCC